Molecule: messenger RNA, 3402 nt
Organism: Amoebophrya sp. A120
Lineage: Eukaryota; Dinophyceae; Syndiniales; Amoebophryaceae
Source: the annotation of a GenBank genome assembly
AUGACUACUUCUGUGCCUAGCACUGCUACCUCACAAGUUGUUCCCGAUGGAACUACAACAGCUGCCGAACAUCAACCCGAGCAAGACACAACCACGUCCAAAACGACCACCAACACCACGGAGAUUCUGGAGAAGCUGAGAAAUUUUAAAAUCAAGCAAAAGCUCGGGAGCAAAACGUUGCUACUCGAGAAAGAUAAUGUUGAAGCGCUGCUCACGUUUGAGACGGCGUUUAGCGAGGAAGUGGCGAGUUUGUUUGCGAAGGCAGAGUAUGAAAUGUAAAAGUGUCUGGGUCUGGAAGAAUGCAACUUGUCAUGCUAAAUCUGAAGUAUGCAAAAAACUGUGUUGCAUGACUACCAAAAGUCGUCCAGUUUUGACCAAGUCGGGAGGGAGUUUCUCAUGCAGGAUAGGCAUGAGAGAGAUCGCACAGAAUCUGUCACGCUAGGCCCUGCAUUCCAGACCUCAUGGGUCAUGGAAAAGCUGCAUGACAAGUCGCGCAUUCUUCCAGACAUCCAGGGAUUUUUACAUUUGAUACAGAGAUAAGUAGUGCCGGUUCUAUGGUGGACGAGAAUGGUGCUAAAACAAAUGAGAAACAAGUAGAUCAAGACCAAACAACGACUACUGGCUGUAUUUUGGAAAAAACCCUGGCCGCGCUCCUCACCGGGAACAAGAAGGAGAGCAACGACAUUGCUUGUUUUCACAAGGUAUCAAAUGCAAAAAUGUCUGGGUCUGGAAAGUUGGAACUUGUAAUGCGUGUCAUGCAUUCCUGGAAAAUCUGUGUUGCAUGAGCAGCAAGACAGAGGCUUUCUUUGUCAUGCGAAAACGCAAUUUGUGAUGCGUGCUAGGCAUCAGUAGACCUCUCAAAAACUUGCCAUGCUUGGCUGCCAUGGGAAGGGCUUCAAUCAUGCGCAAUUCAGCAUCACAAGUUUCCAGACCCAGACAUUUUUACAUCUGAUACAAGGAUUUCGAAAACAUCGCCGUCAACGACCGAUACGUGUCCGGCUUGCGGCUCCUGAAUGCGGCGGACUUGCUAUCAAAAUGAAAAAUCCCCCCUCCCCACAUCAAAGUGGGAAUUUCUGAUGCUGAUUUGUGGCCACAAAUCACCUUUGUCUUCUGCCUAUAGGUUUGUAAAGGGACGAGCCAUGUUUUGCAUUCGACAGCCAGUUCGUCAUGCGCUUUCGACUACUGCAACUGCAAACCUGUUCAUUGUCAUGCGUAAUUGCUAGCCUUCUGCAUACCCAUACCCAAAACUUCUCAGAAAAUGCCGCCAAGCACUUUCUGCGAAGACAGAUCUGAUCUGUGUACGCAAAUCAGCAUCGGAAGCUUCCUGUUGAUAUGGGGAGGGGGGAUUUUUCCUUCUGAUAUUUGAAGCUGUCCCUGGUCCUUCCCGCUGAUCGCAGAGACGUGUACAAAGCGACACCCGAGCUGCUUUUCCGGGUCCUUGAGACGGAGGACUUGUAUAAUUCUGUCACGAAAAAGAAGUUUGUGAACAACCCGAAAACCGCAGCGAGAGACCAGUGGGUGCGGAACAUCAUCUAUCAACUGUAAAAAUGUCUGGGUCUGGAAGAGCACAACUUUGUUAUGCACAUUUUCCAUGAUCCGUGACGUCUGUGAUGUAUGCCAUAGCAUCACAGAUUUCUUGAGCGCUUAUCUAUGCGCAUCCAGCAUGACAAAUGCCCUCUCCGCGUAGCCAAAUUUGAAUCCUCUUGCUGGUCAUGCAAUACAAGUUUUUUUAGCAUCCAAAUGCAGCAUCACAAGUUUGGCUCUUCCAGACCCAGACAUUUUUACAUUUGAUAUCAUCGAAGGUAAAGCGGAACAGGACCGUUUGCUCGUGGACGAUAUCUCGUGUAAAAACAUCCCCACCCCAGAGUUGUCAUGCAAUUCUGCACGCCAAAAAAGUUUCUCAUGCGGAGCCCCAUGAGAUGCAUUUUCUAGUCGUGUUUUGGAAUUUGUGAUGCUAGAAUCAGCAUGCUAUGCUAGGUCUGUGAUGCUGCUGACCUACCUAAAACAGGAAUACACUACGAGGACAAACUUGUCAUGCCAAACAACCAAAGCUGGUUGAUUUGUCUUGCAGAUUGACCAUCUUGACUCUGGUGUGCGGACGUUUUUACUCAGGAUAGACGAAGAGGAAUUUCUGGUCGUGCGGGACUCAAAGUGGGUGGAAAGCGACAGUGUCAGUACGGGCGAGAUGUUGAAUAGUACAGCAACUGCAAGUUCUAUCGCAAGAAAAAACUGUUUCACUGUGAACUUGUGAUGCAUGGAAUGGAACACAGAACGAUUUGUCUUGCUACACCCCCAACGCAUUGGAUUUUUAAGCGUGUUUUCCCUUGGGAAGCGCGCAUGGCAAGUUUUCUGUGUCAUGUGUAGCAAACUUGUGAUGCGGAUCUUGCAAAACCAUCACAGUGAAACAGUUUUUUCGUUGGAUAAGUUCUGCUACUGCAACUACUUCUGCGUCAACAACACCAACCACCGUCGCGGAGCAGUUGCACUGUUUGUUUCUGCUGAAGGACCCGGCGAUCCGGUCCCUCCGGGACUUACAGAGCGGGAAACAUCUAGCCUUGUUGAAGCAGAUAGAGAGCAAAAUUAUUCCGGAGCAGUUGGCGAGGACCUACAACAUUCCGAAGGACGACUUUGUUGCGUACAUCCACUACCACCCGACGUUUUGGUACUUCCACGUGCACAUCAUGACGGUGAAGAAUCCGCAAUUUACGAACGCCUCCGAACACGUAAACCUGGCUUUGAGCAUGUUCGACCGGUUUCACCCGCUGUCGACAGUGAUCGCGCUGUUGGAAAUGGAGAAGGGGAGGCAGGAAGGAGAUGCAGACUCGACUGCAGUGCCGUUCUUCGCAAAGUGCCCCCUGCCGCUGGUCUUGAAGAAGGAAGUUGCGGCCUGGUACGGGGUGAAGGUACCGGUCGAUGAGGGGCGAGGAGAGCAUGUUGAAGACGGCGCUGCUGGAGGUUCCUCUCGGGAAGACCGGAAGCGACGACGGAAGGAACGUGGGAGGAACCGGGAGGAGAAAAGGGGAGAGGAGGUGGUGGGGGAGACGAAAGAAGGAUGAAGAUUUGAUAAAGUUUUAGAUGUACUACUACUUGGCCUAUGAUCGUCGCCAUUUGGAUUAUAUCUACUAUCGACGUGGUCAGCUUUAUAUUUAGAAUUAGAUGUUGUAUUCGUAGCGCAUCUUUUGGUUGGCUUUUAGCAUCAAUCGAGUCAGCGAACCUUCCUAGAAGCUUUGUAACCUCCGAUCUUUCACUGAAAGAACAGAAGACGACUGUGAGGCCGAUCUUUCCCGAGUUUUCCCUCGGGCUGAUUCUUCAUAUUUCUGAGCGACGUGAUGAACAGGAAAAGUCCUCUGAAGAUAUUAUAUAUUGAGUAAGGGAAAUAGAAGUUUGUCUUUGUUCGAUCAU